Messenger RNA from Photinus pyralis (common eastern firefly), 2395 nucleotides. RefSeq lists its product as uncharacterized. The coding region runs from base 1280 to 2284 and encodes 334 amino acids. The transcript is spliced from 4 exons. NCBI's taxonomy places the organism in Eukaryota, Metazoa, Arthropoda, Insecta, Coleoptera, Lampyridae. The record is from RefSeq and is a predicted model, not a curated record.
GAAGUUUUGGAGGUGUGAUCAAAUGACUGUGGAUGGCAAAGGUCGCUGUAAAGGAAGGAUUCAUACCGAGGAUAACGUGGUAGUGAAAAAUGUAAAUCUUCAUUGUCAUGGAAGUUCUGCAGGGGCUGUGGAAGCAGCUGCAAUAAAAACUUCCAUGACAAAAAGGUGUGCAGAAAGCCAAGCACUGCGCACGUUAAUAAUAAUUGCGUGAUUCGCAUUUCACAAAGUGCCCAAGCUGCGUUACCUAACAACCCACCUUUGAAGAACAUGAUACGGCGAAAUAGAAAUGCUAACGAUAUUACACCACCAUCUCCCAUAUCUGCAGAGGCUUUAAUCAUCCCAGACCGUUACAAAUCAUAUAUAGCUGCCAAUAAUGUUGAAUAGCAGUUUCUUUUGUGUGACAGUGGCCCUCAUCCAAACCGAAUUCUGAUUUUUGGCCGUUAAAAUUUAAAUAUUCUAAAGGAGUCUCGCCACUGGUUUGUAGAUGGCACUUUUAAACCAACUUCAUCUUUUUCAUCAGAUCUACGUUAUUAUGGCAGAAAGAUUUUGGUGGGGUACAUCCAAUUAUUUAUGCCGCCUUGCCAAAUAACCAAGAAGCGACUUAUAUGACAAUGAUUCGUAGUUUGCAGAAGUUGGAGCCAGAUUUAAAUCCUGAAAAGAUUUCAUGUGAUUUUGAACUUGCCGCAGUUAAAAUGCUUUCAAGAGCUGUUUUCCAAAUGUACAUACUGGGUUGUUUUUCCAUUUAGUGAAGAAUUUGAAGAAAAAAAUGGCGCAGUUUCAUUUGCUUGCUCGUUACAGUAUGGACGGUGAUUUUAGCGUUCAAGCAAGGAUGGUUACUUCGUUGGCAUUUGUUCCCAUACCAGAUCUAGAUGAUGCAUUGGAUCAAUUAGCAAAUGAAAUACGCCAAGAACUACAACCAGUACAAUUAGUUUCCGGUCGCCAACCGCAAAUUAAAUUAAAAAAGCAUCGUGACGCAGAUGAACGCAUUAGAAUGUUGGGGGAUAGAUACGAUAGGGACAAUAGGUACCUUUACACUUACGCUUUUUCGCGCGGUCUAAACGUGUGGCGUUCCAAUCGCGCGCGAAAGAAUGCGAAUCUGGAUGUAACUCCGGUCCUGCAUGCCGAGCGCGAGCGCAUUACUGCAGGAAUUGCGUGCGGUUAAAAAACGUGCUCAUUUUGGUUGCCGGUUUUCGCGCGUUUAGACCACGUUUUAUUAUAAAAAUUGGUACUUCAUUUUGAAAACAUUGUAAGAGUCGGUGUUUCUCUGGUUCUGUACAAAAUGGCGGACAGCCGAUAUUGGUCAAAAGAAAUUGUUGCAAACUUUAUAGAAAUUUACAAAGGCCAUCCAUGUCUUUGGAAAGUGAAAUCCAAAGAUUACACUAACAAAAAUUUAAAAAAUCUUGCAUAUGACAAGCUAGUUGACUUUUGCAAAACGUUUAAUACAGAAGCAAAUAGAGAUUAUGUGAUAAAAAAAAUUCAGAGCUUCCGGGGCUCUUUCCGUAAAGAACUGAAAAAGCUUUUGCAAUCGAAAAGGAGCGGAGCAGGAGUGCCGGAUGUGUAUGAACCAACGCUCUGGUACUAUGAUCUACUACUUUUUACUUGCGAUCAAGAGAUACCAAACGCAAGUGUGCAGAGUAAUAUGUCUCAUGACGAAACAGUAGUCGAUAAUAAUAGCCAGGAUGAUGAGGAAGAAGAAAAUCAAGACACACAACUUUCAGAACACACUGAAUGGGAAACAGAUGAACUUGUGGAGGAAAGAAGAGAAAAUAAAUCUAAUAAGGACCUUUUAUUGACUGAGAAUGAUAAUGCUUCAAAUUCAACUCCAAAAUCCGCAUAUUCAUCAGGGAUGAAAUCUCUUAGUACCACACCAAGGCAGAAAAAGAAAACCACUAUUAAGAAGAGAAAUGAAGAAUUUAUGGAAUUUUGUAAGCAGCAACUUCAAGCACACAAUGAUAUCGAUGAAUAUGAUGCAGUUGGAAUUUCAUGGGCCAAAAAAUUAAAAAGAAUGAACCCCGAACAAGCUGUUUAUGCUGAAAGCUUAAUCAAUAGCAUUGUUUCUCGUGGUUUAUUAAAUAAGCUGUCAGAUGCGGUUACAUUGUCCGACGCAAAUGAGCAAAGACCUGCAUCAUCUUCAUCAUCUUAUACCUUAAACUCAUCAGAUAGCAGGCAGUGUUGGCAAGUUACAUUGCCAUGCGAAGAUGCACCACAACCUCCUGUUGUUGUACCCUCAAGCAGUUUAGUAGAGUAUUACACAUCUAUUGCUAAUAUUAAUACGAAUGAAUAGUGUAAAUAAUAAAAUAAUAAACUUACCUUCAUGUAUUCUUUCUUCAGAACCUGGUAAAGAGCUUUACAAGUUUCAGGAAUAAUUUGACAUAAGGCAGACGAUGAAAUUCCA